AUGUCAGGGAAAGUAAAAAAAAAAAAGCAAGCCACAGAGCCAAGCUUUGUAAAGCAACUUAGACUUGAAAAUAGAAGAAAACGAGACAGUUGUAAGAAAGCUGUAGAAACUGAGUCUGAGCAGCAAAAUAGACUUGAAAAUUAUCGCAACUACCAGAUAUUAAAAAAAAUGGCAGAGAGUGAAAGUGAGAGACAAACACGAUUAAAAAUUGAUUGUGAGUAUAGAAGAAAAAAACGAGCAAAUGAAACUGGUGUUCAGCAGCAAGCCAAGAAAAGCAGAACUUCACAAGAAUUGGAAACAAAUGUUGAUACCAAUUCUCGUCCGAGCUGUUCAAUCAAUGACAGUGAGACUAAAAAUCAAGAUAAUUAUAUUUGA
Molecule: messenger RNA, 375 nt
Organism: Paramuricea clavata
Lineage: Eukaryota; Metazoa; Cnidaria; Anthozoa; Malacalcyonacea; Plexauridae
Source: the annotation of a GenBank genome assembly